AACUAGCCGACGUCAUCCGUUGAACAACGUCAUCAAAGCGGGACAGUUCGUGUGCUGCUCAGUGGUGCUGCUUCUAAUGUGUAUUGACCCAACUCCUUAAAUCUUAAAGAUGCCUAUGAAAGGAAGGUUUCCGAUCAGAAGAACGCUAGAGUAUCUCCAAAAAGGGGAUUUGAUUUUUAAGAACCGAGUAAAGAUUAUGACCGUUAAUUAUAAUACAUCUGGAGAGCUCAGCGAGGGAGCAAGAAAGUUUGUGUUCUUCAAUAUUCCUCAAAUCCAGUAUAAAAAUCCAUGGGUCCAAGUUGUGAUGUUUAAGAACAUGACGCCCUCGUCUUUCCUGAAAUUCUACUUGGAUGGUGGAGAGCAGGUUCUUGUUGAUGUGGAAGGAAAGGACCACCAACUUAUAACGCAACACGUGAAGAAAAUUCUCUGCAAAUCAGAAGAGGUCUUGCACGUUGAAGCCCUUGCAAAAAUGCAAGAGUCCAACCCUGCCAAUUUUGGUCCAAAGAAGUAUUGUCUGAAGGAGUGCAUCUGUGAGGUUGAGGGUCAAGUACCUUGUCCUGGCACCACACCACUGCCCAAAGAGUUUACUGGAAAAUACCGCACGCAGAUGGCAGCGGCCCAGGAGUAACUGUCCCGAAGAUCAGACAUUGAAACAUUUUGACAUAUUGAUUUUCUACCGUUAUUUUGUGUUUGUUUCUUAUGUUAAAAUACUUUUCCUUUUGUAAAUAGUGAAGCUAUAUGUAUAGCGUUGGUUGCUUAAUGUAUCUAUUUAAACAAGUCUACAAAUUGUAAUAAAUACUUCCUAAUUAAAAAAAUUCUAGAGGCCAGUUUCAAACUAUUUGCGGUAGGUACAUAUGUUACACAAUCAAGCUGAGGUCCACAGGCCAUUUUAUUUCUCAAUAUCAAAUUUUAUUUGUGCUGAGAUGGAGCCGUCAAAUGAUGGCUGAAGGUUAGGUUCUUAGAAAAUAAAUGUCUUGAAUGGCAAGAUAACAUACACAGGCACUAAUCAAAUACAACAAUGUUAGCAACGGACACAAUCAAUGUGUAACCUUGGAAACGUUAAUAACACAUUUAUUGUCAAUAUUUUGAUUUGAAUGUUUUACUGGGAUUAUUCACAACACAUUGGAUUGAGCAUAACGGCAAACUCAGUCUGUAGUCAAACCUUUGGACAGUGGUCAAUUUUAUGUAGUAGAAUAAGCAGCAUUAGGAUAAUACUUACUGGCUUCGUCGAGUUGGGGUUACCAUAAGGUAAAUAAUGAAUUCGCUGAAUAAAGUUGGAUUCAAAACAAUUUGUUUUCAUGUUCCCGCUGAUAAGCCAAUCCUCUAUGUAACUACAAAAGGAAAAUGUAAUUAUUGGAAAUUGAGAUAGGUGCCAUGCUUUAAGUUUCUGCAUACAAUUCGAAAACUGCAUCACUUUGGACCUUUGAAGUUAUUCUAUACAUUGUUAAAGUACCACAGAAGGUGUACAUCAUGAAACACACCUCAGUAUACCUUUGCAGCAAUGAUGCUGCACAAUUUUGUGAUCAAUAUCUACAACCAAACAAACAAAUAUCUGAGGCCUUGCAGAGAUGCAUAUACAUCCAACAAUCAACAAAACAUGCAUCAGAUCUUUGAAAGAAUGCGUGUUACAUUAACAAUGUUUACUAUAACAAGUUAAUAUACAGAAAUGAUAUUGAUGGCGUUUCUUGCAGAAAAGCACAUUGAUUCUGUGCAUUAUGCCUUGUGCUUUAAUUACGCAAAAUGAAAUAACGUAAAUAGAUCAUUAAGUAGUUAGUGUGUGCUUAAAAAUAUUUUGCAUGAAAAAUGUUGUGUAGAAUAGUCAUCAAGUCCGGCACUACAUGCUAGCCCUAGGUUAUCAAUUUGAAGAGAAACCUUCUGAUUCUCAUUAACUAAAUACCUAAAUGAAUGAUUUAUUCACUAUAAUUCAGAUUCAG
Messenger RNA from Gadus chalcogrammus (walleye pollock), 1934 nucleotides. RefSeq names its product 28S ribosomal protein S25, mitochondrial-like. Gene Ontology annotation, cellular component: mitochondrion. NCBI's taxonomy places the organism in Eukaryota, Metazoa, Chordata, Actinopteri, Gadiformes, Gadidae. Gene Ontology annotation, molecular function: structural constituent of ribosome. The transcript has 4 exons. The record is from RefSeq and is a predicted model, not a curated record. Bases 110 to 628 code for a protein of 172 amino acids.